This is a messenger RNA of Zingiber officinale, 2559 nucleotides long. RefSeq lists its product as uncharacterized. The record is from RefSeq and is a predicted model, not a curated record. The transcript is spliced from 5 exons. The coding region runs from base 1 to 2559 and encodes 852 amino acids. Lineage: Eukaryota; Viridiplantae; Streptophyta; Magnoliopsida; Zingiberales; Zingiberaceae.
AUGUGUGAAGCAGUGUACGAUAAUUAUACAGAAAAUCCUGAAGCUUUUAUGAAAUUUUUAGAGGAAUCAGAGAAGCCAUUGUACAAGGGAUGCGAACGUUACACAAAGUUGAGUGCACUUGUUAAACUAAAGCAAUAUGAAAACUGCGUAAGUUGCCCUAGAUGUGGCUUGUCACGGUGGAAGCUAACCAAAAACAAGGUUGAGAAGAAAGGUGUUCCUGCUAAGGUGGUUUGGUAUUUCCCUCCCAUUCCAAGAUUUAAGCGCAUGUUUAAAUCUUUAGAGACCUCGAGAAAUUUAACAUGGCAUGCAGAUUCUACAAGAGUUGUUGGUCAGUUACGUCAUCCAGUUGAUUCACCGUCAUGGAAGUUGGUGGAUCAUAUGUGGCCUGAAUUUGAAAGUGAGCCAAGAAAUCUUUGCCUAGCACUUGCAGCUGAUGGCAUUAAUCCUCAUAGCAACCUUAGCAGUCGGUACAGCUGUUGGCCAAUAAUGUUGGUCAACUAUAAUCUACCUCCAAAUAUGUGCAUGAAGAGGAAAUACAUCAUGCUAACUAUGCUCAUUUCAGGGCCUAAGCAGCCUGGAAAUCAUAUUGAUGUCUAUCUGGAGGUGCUAGUUGAAGAUUUGCAACGAUUAUGGGAAGGAGUUGAUGGAGUCUAUGAUGCUUAUCGAAGGCAAAUGAAGGAGUUUAAUGGCAUGGAGGAACUUGAAGAAGCAGCUAGACCAUUAUCUGGGAUUAAGUUGUUUGACAAACUUUCUGACAUAAGGUGUGAGUUUGGAAAGAAGAUAAGUGUGAGAGGGAAAAUAAAGAAGGCAAAGGCUAAUAAGUUGGAAGCCAAUAUAGAAGAAAAAGAUUUAGGAGCAACAAAUUUCAGAAAAUGUUGGAAGAAGAAGUUAAUCUUUUUUAAUAUUCCUUACUGGAAACACCUGCAUGUAAGGCAUUGUCUUGAUGUUAUGCACAUUGAGAAAAAUGUCUUUGAAUCCCUCAUUAAUACUUUGAUGAAUGUUAAAGGAAAAACCAAGGAUAAUGUGGCAGCUAGAUUGGACAUGGUUGAGAUGGGAAUUAGGCCUGAAUUAACACCUAUAGUUGGGGAGAAGAGAACAUAUCUUCCUCUUGCUGCGUGCUCAUUCACAAAAAAAGAAAAGUUGCAAGUGUGCAAGUCAUUAAAGGAUAUAAAAGUUCCAGAAGGUUUCUCUUCGAACAUGAAUAAUAUUGUGUGCAUGGAUCAGUUGAAGUUGACUUGCUUGAAAUCCCAUGAUUGUCAUGUAUUAAUGCAGCAUUUCUUGCCAAUAGUCAUACGUGAUGCACUUCCAAAACAUGUUAGAUAUGCCAUCAUAAGAUUAUGCUUCUUCUUCAAAGAUAUUUGUUGCAAAGUUAUAGAUGUAGCCAAGUUAGAUAAGCUGCAAUCUGACUUGGUUGUUACACUCUGCUUAUUGGAGCAAUAUUUUCCCCCAUCUUUCUUGGAUAUCAUGCUUCACUUAACUGUCCAUCUUGUUCGAGAAGUCCGAUUAUGUGGACCAAUUUACUUCAGAUGGAUGUAUCCAUUUGAAAGAAGCAUGAAGGUGCUUAAGAGUUAUGUGGGCAGUCGAAAACAUCCUGAAGGUUGCAUUGUUCAGAGAUAUUUAGCAGAAGAAGCAAUUGAGUUUUGUUCAGAAUAUCUUAAUGGCGUUGAUCCUAUUGGAGUCCCUCAAUCAAUUCGAGACUCGAAAGCAAAUAUUUCUGGCUUGCAAGCAUGCAACGCACCAAUUGUAGUGCAACAAGUUGAUCUGCAACAAGCACAUUUGACUGUGCUAGAAAAUAUGGAAGAAGUAUCUCCCUAUAUAAUUGAACAUAAAACAUUUUUGAAAUCAAUGUUUCCCAAAAAAGAGAAAGAUGAAAGGUGGAUACAAGAUGCUCACAACAAGAGGUUUAUUGAUUGGUUUCGUGCAAAGGUGGCUGCUGAAAUUGACAGUUGCAAUGGUGGAACAACAUCGACAUUAACAUGGUUGGCCCAUGGACCGCGUGUGCAAAUCCUUAAGUAUAAUAGUUAUGUGCUAAAUGGUAAUUUAUACCAAACAAAGGCGCGGGAUGUGUACAGAGUUUGUCAAAACAGUGGGGUUUCUUUAGUUGCCAACACAAUGCUUGUGUGUAGUGCUAAAGAUAAGAAUCCCUUGCUAGCUGAUGUAUCUUACUAUAGAGUGAUUGAAGAAAUAUGGGAAUUAGACUAUCAUCAAUUUCACGUUCCUCUUUUCAAGUGCGCGUGGGUUGCAAAUGAUAAAGGAAUAAUCAACAACGAUGAAUGUGGUUUCACCUUAGUUAAUUUGAACAAACGAGGACACAAGAAUGACGAAUUUGUGCUUGCAAGUCAAGUCAACCAAGUCUUUUAUAUUGAUGAUCCAUUAAAAAAUGGGUGGUCAAUUGUGCUCCCAGUUCCAAAUAGAUGUUAUGAGGGAGAUGAUGAUGAUUGGAGCAGUAUUCCAGAUUCUCGACCAAUCGAUGAUGUUGAUACUCAUUGUAUUCCUGCACAUGAAAGAUAUUUUAGAUCAGAAAUUGAGGGUGUAUGGGUCACAAAAAAGAAAAAAUGA